AUAAAAUAAAAUUCGAAUAUUAAAAUGCAAAUUUCAACAACCAAUCGAAAUAGUUUAUGCCAUAUUGAUUUCAACCAAUCAGAUUACAAGAGUUAAGCAAAUAUAACCACCAAUCAAAUGUUUAUUAUUGUAGAACACAUGAGCACAUAUUUUAUUUCUAUCCAAUAAUAUUCCAUCAAUAGAGGUAAGAAAUUUCAACCACCUUGUGAAUAAUUGUCAGCACACAUCUUUAAUAGUAGGUAGAAGAAUAUUGAACAAUGAUGAAGUUGAUCUUGCACAAUUAUCGAUUCACAAUAAACACAUAAAUAUGUGACACAUGAUCUUUCUUAUUGGUUGUUUUGAAUCAUCAAAUCAUACAGAAAGAAGUGAACUCAAAAAAAGUCUAUAUAAACCUGAGAAACCAUUUCAAUAUCAUUCUACUCUCUUAAACAAGAAGAAGAUGAAAUUUACUCUUCCAUCUUGUUUGUUGGUCAUUGUAUUCACUAAGCUAUUCGACUGUCAGAACACUUGUGGACGUAUAAAAGAUGUCAAAUAUGAAAAGAUAAUUUCUCAAAAUACUACAUACAGUUAUUCUGAUCAUUAUGAAUAUUUUCAAAGAAUUCAUCUUGAUCAACCCAAUCCUAUUCAAAGUGGAACUUUUGUCAAGAGUAAAAUUUCUUCUGAAAUGGUUAAACCGAAAUUCCAGUUUAAAUAUUACGGUAAAAUAGUCAAUGGAUUGACAAUGAUUGAUUCUGGUUUAAUGGAAACUUUCGGAGACAAAUUAAUGGGACAAAUUAAAAUCUUUGAAAAGAUCUCCUUUGGAGACACACCUGAGAUUCUGAAUGAAACCGAAUUAUUCGCUGUCAAAUGGUCUCUUCAGGAGAAUACAAAUUCUGGUGAUGAAACAGGUCAAGUAACUUAUCUGAUAUAUCCGAAUGGGAAGAUGUCUAUUUACUUUGAGAAUGUAAGUUUCACUAUUGAAUGGUGAUGUAAUGUAAUUUCAUUGUGCUGUCUCAUUUACUUGAGUAAUGGCGAUUGCGUCUAGAUACACUAAACACGAGGAACGCAGAACAAGAUUUUAUAUUAUGUAGACAGGUUAUAUGACAUUAUAACUUAAACUUCAAUGAGGCAUUUUAUUCUGACAUCAUUUGUGAACGAGGUUUUGUGUAGAUUUUAGGAAUUUCACUGAAUAAUGAAAUUGUUGAUCAGUUCGGAGUGUGUAGUUAUUUCAAUGUCAUCGUUUGAUGUUUCAUCUAUUUUGAAUACAACUGCUGUUGAUUCACUAUAAUAUGGUUCUAUGAAAGAACAGAUGACAUGUUUGAAACUCAAUUUGUUUUAAAUGAUAAGAAGUAAUCUGGAAACAUUAGUAGUUACUAUCCAUGGAGUUAUUCAAAGUGGUAUCUCAUUUCAAAAGACGUAGAUGUUAAGCUACAUUGUAUCGCCUCGUUUUAUUAUUGACAGAUUGUAUAUCAGACCUCACUGAAGUUGAUGACUAAACUAAGUUAGAAUAGCUGUAAAGACUAGGUGAAAUAUCCUCGAAAAGAAACUGAUGAUACUAGUUUGCCUAAUUUGAAUGUGAUUAAUUGUCUUUGAAUAUGAAGACCUGAAUGAUGACACACUACUGAAAUGAAUAGUUACUCUUGAUGUAUGUGGUUGUGUGUUUAACAGAUCUUAAUUCAUAUUUCUGAUGGUUGUUUUCAGAUACCCAAGGAAAAUGAUGAAAGCAAUUUACAGUCGUGGAUUGAUUAUCGACACCAUUGUAUAGAUGAUACAACGAACAACUCUAUGUUCGAAUCGUACAAUCGAAUUAACGUUCCAGUAAACUUGAUCAAACAUCGUACUUUGGUGGAGUUUGAACCGAAUACAGAAACCUGUUACAUUAAAGAUUCAAAAGAAACAUGUCUAUCUGCAUCUAAACCGAAUAUGACAUGUUAUUGGUGUUCAACAGCGAAUACAUGUACCAAUGGUCUUGAUACACAUAUUGAUCAUUGGAUGGAAAAUGAUUGUCAUCCCACUAAAUCAUAUGUUUACGUAUAUGUAAUAAUAGCAUUAGUUUCAUGUUUCGUGAUUGUAUGUGCUGGAUUUGUCAUAUGGUUUAAAUUAUUUAAAGGAAAAUAAAUGUAAUUUAUGUUCUACAGAAACAUUUACACAUAUGAAUAGAACUAUAUUUUGUAGUUCAUUUCAGUAGUUUAGAUAUUAGUUUAUGCACUUUUCUAUGAUCAAUUAUGUAAUCAAUUAUGUAAUGUUGUUUUGCUGUUUUGUUUUGUUUGCUCUGUUUUGUUUUAAUCGAAUAUUAAACAUGGUUUUCAUUAUAUAUGUGAUUGUUUUCAUUUGAUCCAAAGUAAUUUGUGUUACACCGUUGGAUAUAGGUCGGGUCAGCGGUCUAGUGGGUUGAGUAUUUUGUGCACAAGGCUGAAGGUCCUAGGUUCAAAUUCCGCGAACAAGAUUGUGGAUGAGCACUGUUGAGGAGUCACACAAUA
Messenger RNA from Schistosoma haematobium, 2459 nucleotides. RefSeq lists its product as uncharacterized. Lineage: Eukaryota; Metazoa; Platyhelminthes; Trematoda; Strigeidida; Schistosomatidae. The record is from RefSeq and is a predicted model, not a curated record. The coding region runs from base 317 to 967 and encodes 216 amino acids. The transcript has 10 exons.